Molecule: messenger RNA, 1847 nt
Organism: Pseudocercospora fijiensis CIRAD86
Lineage: Eukaryota; Fungi; Ascomycota; Dothideomycetes; Mycosphaerellales; Mycosphaerellaceae
Exons: 4
Biological process (GO): transmembrane transport
Cellular component (GO): membrane
Molecular function (GO): myo-inositol:proton symporter activity
Source: RefSeq, a predicted model, not a curated record
AUGGCUGACUUGCAGGAAACUUCUGGGCCGCGCCGAAGGAUUGGUGAAGGAGAGGACGCUGAGGCUGGAAAGAUCCUUCGAGAUCCAGAAGCAUGGGAAAGUGUACCAUCUCUAACCGACGAAGAGAAAGAAGCACUCGAUAACGAAGUCCGGAACGGGUUUUGGAAGCAACCCAAAGAUCUCCAGGUCACGAUCGUCACUCUCUGUGUUGCAGCUGUGGUCCAAGGCUGGAACCAAACAGCAGCAAAUGGCGCAAAUCUGAACUGGCCACGACAACUGGGACUCAGCGUACCUGAAGGGUGCGAUCCAACCGGUCGCGAUGCCUGGAUCUUUGCCAUCGUCAAUGCAGCGCCGUAUUUCGCUGCAAGUCUUGUCGGCUGCUGGCUCUCGGAUCCCUUCAAUGAAUAUUUCCUUGGCCGGCGACCACCUAUCUGCCUUUCCGGCCUGCUCAUUCUGGCGUCCAUGAUCGGGAGUGCGCUUUGCGAUACCUGGCGACAACUCCUCGCAUGUCGUGUCAUCCUUGGCAUUGGCAUGGGACUCAAGGCAUCAGUCGUACCAGUUUUCGCAGCAGAGGUCGCACCCGCUCACAUAAGAGGCAGUUUGGUGAUGAACUGGCAGCUCAUGGACGCCCUCGGCAUAUUUCUAGGCUUUACGGCCAAUCUUGCCGUAUCGCGGACAGGCGAUGAUGCAUGGCGAUGGCAGACUGCAUCCUCAGUCCUGCCCACCAUCGUCCUUCUCACACUCAUCUUCGUCUGCUCCGAUAGUCCAAGAUUUCUCAUGAAGCGCGGUCCGUUGAAAUAUGCGGCUGCGUACAAGACGCUCCUCAGCCUGCGUGGUCAUCCUAUCUUAGCCGCCAAAGAGCUCCUGUACACCCACUACCAAAUGGAAGUCGAGAAACGCUUUGUGACGGGCAAGAAGACAGAUGCGGAGAUGGGAGCACAUGUCGUCGAGGUGCCAGAACCUGUCGAGGAGAACAAAGGUCGUUUCCGCACGAGAAUCCAUCUCCGUUCUCGCGUUGCUCCUGCUCGAUCUGUCAAUUAUUGGCAGAAACUCGGACAGCUUUUCAGCAACAAGCGCAUUCGCAGAGCUACUGUUGCUGCUGUCGUGUGCAUGAUAUCCCAGCAGCUUUGUGGAGUUAAUGUUCUGGCAUUGUACAGCUCGAAUUUGUUCUGUGACAGUGAAUCGGGGCAAAGCAAUAACAUCAAUGCCGGAGCUUUCUUGACGCCACUCUUCCUCAGCUGGGGAGUCGGACUGAUAAAUUUUCUGUUCGCGUUUCCGGCCUAUUGGCUCAUUGAUCGACGUGGCAGAAGAUGGUUGCUUCUCAUCGCCUUGCCAUUCAUGGCCUUGUCCAUGAUGGCCGCCGCUGUCAGCUACGCGAUUCCAUCGGGACACUCGGCGCACGUUCCAGUGAUUGCUUUCUUCACAUACCUGUUCAUGAUCUUCUAUUCGUUCUCGAUGGGACCGGUACCAUUCACGCUUUCGGCUGAAGUCUUUCCACUGGAGAACCGAGUCGUCGGCAUGUCGUUCGCAGUCUUCUGUAACCUCUUCGGCCUUGGACUACUCACCCUCUUUGUUCCUAUCAUUACAGUCAACAUCGGCCACGGAGGAUUGCUGGGCAUAUUCGCAGGCUUGAACGUGGUCGCAUUCGUGCUUGUGUUCUUCCUAGUCCGCGAGACAUCAGGAGCCACGUUGGGAGCUGGAAGCCUGACUUUCAUGAGUCUAGAAGAGUUGAAUUAUGUCUUUGGUGUUUCGAGCAAGAAGCAUGCGAUUUACCAGCUGAAAGAAGUUCUGCCGUGGAUCUGGCGAUACUAUGCACGGAGAGAUAGGAACUGUCCAGAUUCGCCCCC